Gambusia affinis (western mosquitofish) is the source of this 6091-nucleotide messenger RNA. It is a transcript of the gene syn1, whose product is annotated as synapsin I. The record is from RefSeq and is a predicted model, not a curated record. NCBI's taxonomy places the organism in Eukaryota, Metazoa, Chordata, Actinopteri, Cyprinodontiformes, Poeciliidae. The coding region runs from base 429 to 2366 and encodes 645 amino acids. Gene Ontology annotation, biological process: neurotransmitter secretion. Gene Ontology annotation, molecular function: ATP binding. The transcript is spliced from 14 exons. Gene Ontology annotation, cellular component: synaptic vesicle; synaptic vesicle membrane.
ACCUUGACAACUGUCCAGCCUCGCAGCCUCCUCUCCCUCAGGAUGACUGGGAGUGACGCAGGGCAGACGGAAAAAACUGGGUCUUGAAGGGAAGCAGGGCGGCGGGGAUGCUGGGAAGACUUUAGCUUGUAUUUAUUUCUCCGGUUUCAAGUCGGAUGUACGGCCUGGCUCUGCGCCCAGAGGACAUGACGGUUACCUGUGUGCAGGCUUUUCUUGUGACUGACCAGUAGGAAACCAUCGCCUCAUCCAUCCUUGGGGCGGAUCACUUUGGAUACAUUCCCAAGUGGCGGUGAUUCCCGUUUAUGCACAUGGGAAACUAAUCCAAUCAUUUAUUUUUCUCACUGAACACCAAGUUCUGUGUCAGUAGGUGGGAUUUUUUUUUUUCUUUGGACCUACUUCUCUCUACGUCAUUUCAACAAACCUCCACCAUGAAUUACUUGCGUCGACGUCUAUCGGAUAGUAAUUUCAUGUCCAAUCUGCCCAAUGGCUACAUGGGCGACCUCCAACGCACCGACCCGCCGCAGCAAAGCCCCGCAGUGUCGCCCGGGCCGCCGGAGAGGCGCCAGCCCGCCGCUCAGCCGCAGCCUGCAGGCGGAGGCUCCGGUUUCUUCUCCUCCAUAUCCAAUGCUGUCAAGCAGACCACCGCCGCUGCGGCAGCAACCCUAUCCGAGGCGGCGGAUCGGGCUGGCGUCUCCAGCCACGGCAAGAUCCUCCUGGUGAUCGACGACCAGCAGACCGACUGGGUGAAGGUUUUCAGAGGAAGAAAGAUUCACGGCGAAUUUGACAUCAAAGUAGAACAGGCAGAGUUCUCAGAGAUCAACCUAGUGGCCAAUGCCAGCGGCACCUAUAACGUCAACAUUGACGGCAUCAGGAACGGGCAUAAGGUUACUAAAUCCUUCAGCCCAGACUUUGUGCUGAUCAGGCAGCACGCGUUCAGUAUGGACAGGAACGGAGACCAUCGCAACAUGGUGAUCGGACUGCAGUAUGCUGGCCUGCCAAGCGUUAACACCCUGCACUCUGUCUAUAACUUCUGUGACAAACCGUGGGUGUUUGCUCAGAUGUCAAGACUCCACAAGCAGCUGGGCCCAGAGGAGUUCCCACUGAUUGAGCAGGUUUACUAUCCAAAUCACAAGGAAAUGAUCAGCGCCCCAAAAUACCCUGUUGUCGUAAAGAUGGGCCAUGCUCACUCAGGAAUGGGAAAGGUGAAAGUGGACAAUCAGUAUGACUUUCAAGAUAUCGCCAGUGUUGUGGCGCUGACCAAGACCUACGCCACUUCCGAGCCUUUCAUUGACGCAAAGUACGACGUCCGCAUCCAGAAGAUUGGUAACAACUACAAGGCUUACAUGAGGACCUCCAUUUCUGGAAACUGGAAAACUAACACAGGCUCUUCUAUGUUGGAGCAGGUGGCCAUGUCAGACAAGUACAAAUUGUGGGUGGAUUCAUGCGCAGACAUCUUUGGCGGGUUAGACAUCUGUGCUGUGGAGGCUCUACACGGUAAAGACGGCAGAGACUACAUUAUCGAGGUUGACGACUGUUCAAUGCCACUAAUUGGGGACCAGCAGGAUGAGGAUCGAGUUCAGAUUGCAGAACUUGUGGUUUCUAAGAUGCAAGAGACUGUUCCACGUACUCCCAGUUCUUCCUCGGUACGCGCUGCAGCGGGACAGCCAGCACAGAAAGCAGUUUCUCCUCAGCCUGUCUCACAGCCAAGAGUGCCACAGGCUCAACAGCGCCCCUCCCCUCAGGGUGGUCCCCAACAAAGUCCUCCGACCCAGCAGCGGCCCCAGCCUCAAGGCCAGCCUCCCGCACCAGCUCAGCAGUCUGCUGCCAGCCCGGGUCCCGCUGAGCCCGCUUCUCAGGCCAAGCCUAGCCAGGGCCCCUCAGCCCAAACCCGAGCCCCAGGUCAGGGCGCUCCUCAGCGGACCCAGGGAGGCUCCCCUCAAACUCAGAGGCAGCAGUCCGUCUCUCAGCAGCAGAAACCUUCUGCUGGUCAGAAACCUCCCGGUGGGCAGCAGCAGCAGCAGAAACCGGCCCCACUCCCUAGACAACAGUCGCAGGGAGGAUCACAGAAGGUCCAGCCAAACCGUCCCGGGCCUCCAACCACUCAGCAGCCGAGACCCGCCGCCCAAGGUCAGGGUGGCCCAGGGGGACGCCCCCCUCUGCAGCAAAAGCCCCAGCCCCCACAGAAGCCCAGUCAGGACAGCCCGGCUAUGGGCAGCUCUCCACAACUAAACAAAUCCCAGUCUCUUACCAAUACCUUCAACAUUCCAGAAACCCCAGCGCCCCGAGCCAGCCUUAGCCAGGACGAGGUGAAGGCUGAAACCAUACGCAAUCUACGCAAAUCUUUUGCCAGUCUCUUCUCAGACUGAGCUGGCAUCAGAUCCUCCCAUCCCUCUUUCUUCUCCUCCAGCUGAGAGAAAAACAGACAGGCAAACUGAUGGACAGACACCCCUUCUCCACACCACUCCGGAAAUGAGCAAGGACCAACAGAAUCUCCAAUUUAUGAGUGUGAUAUGAAAGUGUACACACUUGACACCCACUGCCCAAACAGUUAAUAUCUAUUAGAGUGAACAAAAAGGUAGAAUAGAGUCAGAUGAUGUGAUGCUUCAGACAUUUCUCGCCUUGCUUAAAGCUUAACCGGGUCAUCAUAGCAAACCUCACAAAAGCCUAUAUAUGUGCAUGUGACAACCAUUAACUAAAAUCAGAAACAAAGCGACACAAUACUGUUUCCUCUUAUUUGUUGGUGCUGUAAAUCCGUUGUGGUAUUUGUGGUCAAAAAUUUGAAGGACUGUACAAUCUUUAUUGGGAUGAGGAAAAUAGUAAAAGAUGUUUCCUAUUCCUCUGUAAAAUCCUGUUCUGGUGACAAUUAUUGCAAGUUAUCCUAAAAUAAAAGUGAGAAAAAAAAACACUCCAUUUUUCUGAAAAGAGAUGUUAGAAAAUAUUUUGCAAUGGGUUGCAAACCUUCUUGUAGUGAUUAAGUGACGUAGCAACUUUAACUGAGAACAAACUCACUAUUGCAAGGGCAAAGAGUGUUGCGUUUUAUUCCUAAGAUAAGAAGCUAGCUAUAAUGGUGUAGCAUUAGGGGAGGAGAUGGAAAUAAAAAAUAGCACAGUAGAAGCUAUAAUCUCCACUUCUUCCUUUUCUUGUACAAGCUAGCGUUAGCUAAACAGUUCAGCUAGCUGCAGGUAAUUAAGAAGGUACGAUAUAAAACUCCCAUGAACCAUUUCUUCAUUGGUUCAUAAACACUCUAGCUCAAAGCAAGACAGUAAUGAUCAAGAUAGCACUAAAAGUGUAAAAUGUCAUCUCAGCUAAAUACUAAACCAAAAUUGCUAAUAGUAAAAUGUAUAAAAAUACCGCAACAAAUAACAACCGAAUCCUAAUGAAAUUAAACAAGCUCUCAUUCAGGAGAGAAAAUGUAGAAGGGAUAAAAAUAGUUUCUUCAUACUUGUUCUGUAUCUUGACAGAAUCUAUUUUCUGUCAGAUGGGAGCAGCUAAAAGUCUCAAUAUGGAAUGAGUAGGAUCCCACACAAAUAUGAAUGUAGAUAUCAAGUUACAGCUAUUAGAUUACAAACAUUUUCAUCUUCCUGUUCCUGUUCUCUACAGUACUUUUGAUGAAAUGCCAGAGAAUGACCCAAGUUUUCUCCCGAUAUUUGAAGCAUAAAGUAGCACCACAUAUAUACUUUUGUUUUUCCUGUUUUAAAGAAUAGGUAUUACCAUUUCAUAGCUUGGUGUACUUUUUUCCAUUAACAGGGUGCCAAAAUGAAACUAUGGCAUUUUCAUCAAAGUUAUCAUAUCAUGAAAACCUUAAAGAAACCCGUGCUUAGCUGGGAUAUUGUUAAUGAUAAGCAUUACUAACCCCAACCCCAUCUUGGGGGUCCUGUGCCUCUGACAAAACACAUUCCUAUAACCCACUCUAAAGUCGUUAUCCGCGUUAAUAUCAGCAGCUGAAUUUUAGUCUCAAUAAUCAGCAUGUAGCAAAAUGGUGUUGAUAAAAAAAAAAAAAAUAAUUGAUCUCUUGAGGACUACGGCAGAAGUGAAAAUAGAUUCGUCGUCUCAAUAUCGUCGGAAUUUGACUGGAAAGGUGAAAAAUCCCACCGCCACCUGCCUCAAUAAUUUUUGUACAGUCCACUUCCACAGCUCCCCGCAGUGUUAGCAGACACUCUAGAUGUGUUCGAUCCGUUUCGACUGCUCACGGUGAUGUCGUAGCUGCAUGUCAAUAGGAGGCAACUGUUGCGGUUUCCAGCAACAUCUCACUUGUAACUGUGUCGUCACAUGUAGUGGAUUAGUCAGUAAAGUAGCUUCUUAGGUGUCGUGGGUAUGUCGUCACUCUCGCUUUUCCUCCCAUUAACUUUCGCUGCACACGAAUGAAAUGGUCUUCACCUUAAGAAGGAAAAUUUAAAAAAAGAACACAAGAAAGCACGCCUUAGACAGACAAGAACGUCAGAUCAAAUGGAGCUGUCUCAGGAAUGUCCACUUGAUUGUGACACUCGUGUGUGGCUGAGGGUCUUCCAUUUUCAGGCAUAAUGUGGCUGUUUACAGAUGAUGAGGGACAUGCAUGCCUUUUUUUCUUUUUUUUUUGUCUGCUGUGACGUUGUUUCAGAUACUUUUGCACAGAUAUUCAGCAAAAAUCUUACUUGAAAACAAUGUCAUGCACAAAUGUGUGAAGUUUGCAUUUUCAGGUUUAUUUGAUGAGGCACUUGAUGGAGCAACAGCUCACUUAUUCUCGCUCUCAGAGGUGGUGCUGGGCUGCAGUGGGGAGCAGCACCCACCGGGAGUUAGAAAACGGUCAACAGGUUUUACAAUGGCCCUGACUUUCUGGGAGGGGCGGUCGCAUUGCACUCCAAACCUGAGUCUGUUUUAUGAAUCUCAACAUCUACUUCCAACGCUGCUUUCUAUUCUUUUCACUGGGACAUACCCUUAUACUCAGCCAAGGAAUGUUAUGGUGAGAUUUGUGUGUGCAAUGAUAGCAGCAAAACAAUUGUAACGAAGGAUCUCUGCAGAAGUCUUCUCUAAUCGCAGCAGAACUCCAAGUUGCUAGUGGAAAUCAACUCUUGUUACCAGACGCUAAACAUGUCUUCCAAAAAGAGUGCAUUCCAUUUGAAUAUUCAUGUAGAGCUGCAAUAACCUGUUAUUUUUUUCUUUUUUAGAGAAGUAGAGAGUAAUCACAAAAUAUUGAUUCUGCAGAGUCUCCUUCACGCUGCCUGUGCUUAUUGGUCUGUUCGUGUAGCCACAGUGUCUCCUUGUGCUCAACAGUGCAUUAAUGUGCAAAUGUCCAGACCCAAUAGAUGUGCUGUAAAGAGCUCUGAGCUUCUCCUCCUUGCUGCUGUUCAUGCUUAUUGAUGUUAGGUGUGCUGGCGAAUUGUUCAGUUUUUACGUUAAAGGUAUUCAAGUGGCUCUUUUACUUAUUUUGGCAUUGCCUUUGUAAAACCCGAGGUUUCACAGAAUGGGGCUUGUAAUGUUAUGCAUUAAUUGAUUCAGGGUAUCAUUUUAAAAUUCCGCAACUCAGUCGGCGCGUAUAUUUGUCUGAUUUAUCGCAAGUCUAUCAGCAAAAUCAGCAAUGUGUGAAAGCAAGCCAUCGCAUUUACCAUGGAUGGUUGUUUUAAAAAAUAUAUUACCCUCAGAGGCCUCUUUGCCACUCUGAGACAUGAAACAUGCAAGGUGCACUGAAUGAGCAGAGGCAGCAAUGCAAUGACGUUUCCUUUUCUUUGGGUUUGGGUUUUCACUAAUUUGGAUCCUUUAUAUCUGACUGUGAAUGUACAUUUUUGUUUGUUUUCAUACAGAUGACUUUAUUGUUUACCUAUUGCACUGUAUAAUCAUUGUGAAAAUAUAAAAUCAUUAUGAACCUGUGAAUGGGUUAAAGCAGUCAGUUGAUGCCUCUCAUGUUCAAAUCGUUACACCCUAAAUGUGAAAAAGUGCAAACGCCCGAGGUUCCUCAUCGUCGCAGACAAGACGAUGUGUCAUAUAUUUUAUGGUGGAUUAUUGAGUUAAGUGUAAAAAGAAAAUAGAUGUUAUAUGCAAUGUAGCUAUAUCAUGUGAAAAUGAAUAUGUUAUUGAAACAUGGACACGUCCAAUAAAGUCUAUGACCAAAUACAAA